This is a messenger RNA of Linum tenue, 1118 nucleotides long. The record is from the annotation of a GenBank genome assembly. NCBI's taxonomy places the organism in Eukaryota, Viridiplantae, Streptophyta, Magnoliopsida, Malpighiales, Linaceae.
GAUCCGAAUUCCUCCUCGAUCGUACUAGAGAAAAGCCUCCGUCGUCCGAUGCCGACGGACUUGCUUUCUGAUCGGAUUUUUUCCGUUGCAUGAUGACGGCGAUUAGGUUUUGAGUGGUGGCUAUGGAGACCUCCGUUUGCAGCUGGAUCUCUGAUUUUGAUUUCUUGCUCUCCGUUGUUGAAUUAACGUGGUUUACGCUUCUGUGUGGUGGCAUUUUGUUGCAGCAAGCCUGUCCACAAGUGAAGAACAUCCUGGUGUUGGAUUCCGAAGGCAAGCGCGUCGCCGUGAAGUACUACUCCGACGAGGAUUGGCCGACGAAUGGCGCCAAAGAAGCCUUCGAGAAGACAGUCUUCUCCAAAACUCACAAAACAAAUAAUGCCCGUGCUGAAGUUGAAGUUACGAUGAUCGGAAGCUACGUGAUCGUGUACAAGUUCGUCGACGAUCUCCAUUUCUUCGUUACAGGAGAUGAAGAUCAGAACGAGGUGAUCUUGGCCUCAGUUCUUCAGGGGUUCUUCGAAGCUGUCGGCAUUCUGCUCAGAGGCAAUGUGGAGAAGAGGGAGGCGCUUGAGAAUCUGGAUCUCAUCCUUCUGUGCUUGGAUGAAACUAUCGAUGGCGGUGUUCCUCUGGAAACAGAUCCAGCUGUUCUUGCUAGCAAGGUAGCUAGUCAUAGCAUGGAUUCGGGAGCUCCAUUGUCCGAGCAGACAUUGGCUCAAGCGCUGGCCACAGCUCGGGAACACAUCACGAAAUCCCUUCUUAAAUGAUGAAGAUCCUCGACUUUGUACAACGCGCAGUUACUGCCUCUCUUCUUAUACAUAAUAUGAUGGAUUGAACUUCGGUUUGUAAUCUGAAUGCUCUGGACUCCCCAGCUAGCAUAGGAACAUGUUUCUUGGAGCAACAUUUGCCCCUUCGUGGCGGGAAUGACGUACCCAUAGGACCAGCUUAGCAUAUGUAAUGCCAAAGUUUCCUGAAGGGAUGGUAUCCUUUGAGUGGUUCGCAUUAUCGUGUGGUCUCAUCGAUUUAUGGAAAACGAAAGGGACGUAGGGACGUAGCCAUUGCUAUACUGCACUCGACUCUGUUGCCUAGAAGCUCAUGACUACUUCGGAAUCACAACAUUAAUG